AUGGCCUCCAAACAAACCAUUAUCUCUCCCUAUGUUAACAUUAACGAGAUCAAUCCUGCUCUGGAUCACUACAAGAUCAGGGUUCGUGUGAUAAGACUUUGGAAAGCAUUCAAAUCCCUGCAGAUGGUUUUAGUCGAUGAUGAGGGAACAAGAAUUCACGCAUCUAUUGAAGAUGCAUUGGUGAAGAAAUUUCAUAACCAGAUCAAUAUUGGUGACUCAAAAAUAAUCGAUACUUUCAGUUUGGUCGAUUAUGACGAUGUGGUGGGCCAAAUUGCUGGUGUUGGUUCUCUUGAUAACAUAAAAACUAAAAGAAAGGACAAUGUGAAGAUAACUUUUGACUUGCAAGAUUUAAGGAUGCCAAACACUAGCGUUGUUGAGUUGGUUCACAAUGAGGAGAAUAUACAGCCAAAGGUAACUUUGUAUGAGGAGUUUUUCAUGAAAAAUGAAAAGAUGACUAUCGACGACAUCCUAUAUUCAUUAGAGGUUCGUACAUGUGUGACAAUUGGAACGAUCUGUUCGGUUGAGACAGUGCCUAAGUGGUAUUACAUUGCAUGCAAAGAAUGUAGAAAGAAGGUUCAACCAUAUCCACUAGAAUCUGACAAGGGGAAAAAACGUCUUUAUAGUUGUGGUGUUUGCGAUGACGAUGUCAAAGAAGUUGAUUACAAGUAUAAACUCAUACUACACGUUUCGUAUGGAAAUUCUCCAAAGAUUAAGCUGCUUUUUUUUUAUGGUCUAGCCCAACUAUUCGUAGGUAAAAAGGCUGAUGAAUUAGUUUCUCAAAUUGCCGAGAUAUCAUCGGAAGAGUAUUGCAGGUUGGAAAUCGCUUCGAGGAAGGUCCUCCCGACAUAG
This is a messenger RNA of Camelina sativa (false flax), 849 nucleotides long. The record is from RefSeq and is a predicted model, not a curated record. Lineage: Eukaryota; Viridiplantae; Streptophyta; Magnoliopsida; Brassicales; Brassicaceae.